This is a messenger RNA of Durio zibethinus, 1776 nucleotides long. RefSeq names its product transcription factor BHLH089-like. Gene Ontology annotation, biological process: regulation of DNA-templated transcription. NCBI's taxonomy places the organism in Eukaryota, Viridiplantae, Streptophyta, Magnoliopsida, Malvales, Malvaceae. Gene Ontology annotation, molecular function: DNA-binding transcription factor activity; protein dimerization activity. Gene Ontology annotation, cellular component: nucleus. The record is from RefSeq and is a predicted model, not a curated record.
UAAAAUAAAAUAAAAUAACCGGCACCUUUCAUUCUUUUUCUAGCAUCUUUUUGUACUUUCAUGGCAGCUACAAAAAUGAAAAACGCCUCCAUCCAUCUCACUAGUAUAUUUGGAACACUAGUCUUAACCGUUGAUUUAAAAGAGGUGGUGUGAUCAAGCGGUGUGGAAGUGAGGUGGAGGUGCACGUGAGAAUGAGAAGGGGUUUUUGAAGCAUGAAAAAAUGGUGGACCCAUCCGAGAAAACCUCACUUGAAGUGACUUAGUUCGCAACUCCUGAGUUCCCUCGCUUUCUCUGUCUGUCUGUCUCUCUCAGAAAACAGGUGAAAACAUAGGCAGAGAAAGGGGAUGAGAAAAUAGUAGCAGUAGAAACUAGAAAAGGAGAUCAACACCGUUGCAAACCAAUCUCAACUACAGAGAAAAAACAAUAAAAACUCAUCAUCUCUUGCUUUCUGUUUCCUUAUAUAAUAAAAAAACCACCCUCAUUUACACAAUAAUUUUUAAACAGUUUACCUUUUUCCACUUUGUUUUGGGUUUUUUGAGAGUGGGUUUUUCGUGAUGGAUUCACCAGCUGUGAUGAGCGAUGGGGGGGACAAUCUGGCGGAGAUCUGGCACUAUCAAAUGAGUGAAUCUGGGAUAAGGAGGGGUCAAUUUGGACCUGGGUUGGGCCAGUUCGGGGACCCGAAUCGAGAGGUGUCGGGUAAUGAUCCGGUAAGCUUGGAGCGGCAACAGCAGCAGGGAGGGGGUGGUGUGAGAAGAAGGCGUGAUGGUGAAGAUGACGCAGCUAAGGUUGUCUCCACUAGUAGUGGAAAUGGCGUGAAUGAUGGUGAUCGGAAGAGACUUAAAGCAUCAGGAGAUGGAGAUGGGAAUCGUGAUUCUAUAGCUGAAGCAGAACCCCGUUCAGGCAAGCCUGUGGAACAAAAAGCUCAACAACCAGAGCCACCUAAACAAGAUUACAUCCAUGUGCGAGCAAGAAGGGGUCAAGCUACUGAUAGUCACAGUUUAGCAGAAAGGGCUAGGAGAGAAAAGAUUAGUGAAAGAAUGAAAAUUCUUCAGGAUCUGGUCCCUGGUUGCAAUAAGGUUAUUGGCAAAGCACUUGUCCUUGAUGAGAUAAUUAAUUACAUUCAAUCACUACAGCAUCAGGUUGAGUUCCUUUCGAUGAAGCUUGAAGCAGUCAAUUCAAGAAUGAACCAUGGCAUUGAAGUAUUUCCCCCUAAAGAUUAUGGCCAACAAACAUUUGAUGCUACUGGAAUGGCAUUUGGUUCACAAGCGACAAGGGAAUACAACCAAGGUACAUCACCAGAGUGGUUGCAUAUCGGUGGUGCUUUUGAAAGAACAACAUAAUCUAGAGCUUUUGAAAGAACAACAUAAUCUAGAAAAGCCAUUACCAAUUACUAAUAAGAGCAUUAAUUUGCAAUGCUUCCUUCAGUUGUUGCCAAAGAAGUAUACUGCAUCAUGUUAAACCAAAGAUUAUAUUUCCAUUAUCAACAAGAUGCAUGGAACCGCAAUUGCUGUCCAAAGAAUGCUAAAGUUAGUGUCUGAACAUCUUCAUUGUUGUGUUCGGUGAAUGUGUUCUUUUACUCUGUACUGAUGCCUGAACAGAAUCUCCUAUACUUGAUUGUUGUUCUUGUACAAGUAAGUUGCUUUGUUCAGAAUUACUGAUGCUUACAUGUUGAGUCAACUUUGUUUUGUUAAAAAGCUGAAAUUGUGAUCAAUAAAUAAACCCAGUUUAGUGUUAUCAGAGCUAACACCAGUUACAUCCUUCCCAACAAAGUACAAG